This is a messenger RNA of Mycena citricolor, 1782 nucleotides long. The record is from the annotation of a GenBank genome assembly. Lineage: Eukaryota; Fungi; Basidiomycota; Agaricomycetes; Agaricales; Mycenaceae.
CAAAACCCCGUGUAAUACCCUUCGUGUCUCUGAAACGUGUCUACCGCUCGAAGGGCUUGCGAACGCGUUCUAUGGAGUCAACACAUACGAGAGACGCGUCCGAGCCGCCCAAGUCUCCGACGAAAGCCUCGGCGUCGGCGCACUCGUCGUGGUUUACAUGGAACCUGGACAGCACGGAAUAUGAUCUGUUGCUCCUCUCGACUUGCGUAAAGUUACUUCUGUUCCCGGCCUAUCGGUCUACAGACUUCGAAGUCCAUCGCAAUUGGCUUGCGAUCACACACUCCCUUCCCAUAUCCAAGUGGUAUUACGACACAACAUCAGAGUGGACGCUUGACUACCCUCCCUUCUUCGCAUACUUCGAAAAGCUACUUUCGAUUCCCGCUUCCUUCAUCGACCCUGCUAUCGUCGACCUUAACAAUCUCAACUACGACUCUUGGAGCGUGAUUGCGUACCAAAGAAGCACGGUCAUUGUAUCUGAAUUGGUUCUGGGCGCCGUUCUCCUCCGAUUCAUCCGUGGUUCCGUCGAUCCACCAACACAACGCAUCAUAUCAGCUUCUCUCUUCCUCCAUCCGGGUUUCUUGAUCGUGGACCACAUACAUUUCCAGUACAAUGGAUUCAUGUUCGGUAUCUUGCUGUGGUCAAUCCUCAUGGCUCGCAACGGCAAUAAACUAGCAAGUGGUAUCCUUUUUGCGGUGCUGCUCAAUUUCAAGCACAUCUACAUGUACCUGGCGCCCGCAUACUUUGUGUAUCUCCUGCGCUCCUUCUGCAUGUCGCCCAGCGGACAGAUCGAGAUCAAGAACUUUCUUGCGCUUGCCAACGCCGUGAUCGCGAUUUUCAUCGUGUCUUUCGGGCCUUUCAUCGUGAUGGGCCAGAUCCCACAAGUGCUGUCUCGCCUGUUCCCGUUCACCCGGGGCCUGAAUCACGCAUACUGGGCCCCGAAUGCAUGGGCGCUGGUUACCGCUGCUGACAGGGUUCUCCUGCGAUUUGCGUCUCGGCUAGGUGUCGAUGCAUCCAUUAAUGCCUCCGGUGUUGCUUCGACGUCUCGUGGACUAGUUGGCGAUACAGUUUUCGCAGUGCUCCCGAAUAUCAAGCCCAUCCACACCUUCAUCAUAACGGUUGCCUUCCAAUCGGUUGCACUGGUCAAACUGUGGUUCACUCCGACAUACAAGUCUUUCCUGACGGCUCUGACCCUUUGCGGUUACGCGUCCUUUUUGUUCGGCUGGCAUGUCCAUGAGAAAGCUAUCUUGCUCGUCCUCGUUCCGCUCAGCUUGUUGGCCGCCGAAAGGCAUGCGUAUUUCCGGACAUUUGUUAUAGCCAGUGUCGCUGGCGUCUUUUCGCUCUUCCCUCUGAUCUUCACCCCAGGAGAAUCGAUAGUCAAAGUGAUAUACUCUGCUGUUUGGGUCAUAUUCGUCUAUGUUCCGCUGACGCGCAGAGUCUAUGAAUUCCCUAAAUCCUUGUCCUUUGUGAUCAUCGACCGAUUAGAGCGGGUCUACCUGGGUGGCUUCGUGGUCCUCCAGGUGGUUCUUAUGAUUCUCAACGCGCGAUCCAGCACCACAUGCACGCCAUCGGAGGAUGCCGCGUGCUCAGAGUCUACAAUGCAGUUCUUGCCGCUGAUGAUGACGAGCGUGUAUUGUGCUGUUGGACUGGUGUGGUGUUUCUGCAGGCUGAUGUUCGUUUAUCUCCACGAGACAACAUACCAAGGACAGCUGAAUCGUAUCUGAAGACUGUUGUACACAAAAUGUCAUCUACUUCUUCGAGAUAUGCACCACUGGCAAAGAUUCA